Messenger RNA from Setaria italica (foxtail millet), 1762 nucleotides. RefSeq lists its product as uncharacterized. Lineage: Eukaryota; Viridiplantae; Streptophyta; Magnoliopsida; Poales; Poaceae. Gene Ontology annotation, cellular component: cytoplasm; PML body. Gene Ontology annotation, molecular function: 5'-tyrosyl-DNA phosphodiesterase activity; single-stranded DNA binding. Bases 72 to 1526 code for a protein of 484 amino acids. The record is from RefSeq and is a predicted model, not a curated record. Gene Ontology annotation, biological process: double-strand break repair. The transcript is spliced from 4 exons.
AUCGCACGACUCGGCUGGAGGCCAAACGGACCGGGUCAGCAACAGCAAAUCCCCCUCAAUUCAAAAUUCGGAUGGCCACGCUCUUCUCGACUCUGGCGGCUCGUCUCGAUCCUCUGCUCCGCCGCCUCAGCCCCAAGCCCUCCCUCAUCCCCUACCUCCGCCUUCCCCAGAUGGGAAGAGCCGGUACCUCGCCCUCUCGAGCCAUGUCCUCGGUUCCCAAUCUCCGUCUGUCGGUGUGGGACAGCGCCGACGACCCGCUGGAUUUUAGCGCGGUCGCCGGCGCCGUGUUCUACCCGCUCCGGCGGCGAGCGACGAAGCCGAAGCGCGCGCUGUCGCCGGAGUUCAUCGAGGUGCGCGCCGCCGCGGAAAAGCGGGCCGGCGGUGCGGCGGAGGGGACGACGCGGAAGCGCGCGCCGUCGCCAGAGUUCGUCGAGGUGCGCGCCGCCUCGGACAAGCGGGCGGGCGGUGCGGCGGAGGAGGCGAAGCGGAAGCGCGCGCCGUCGCCGGAGGUCGUCGAGGUGCGCGGCGCCGCGGACAAGCGGGCCGGCGGUGCGGCGGGGGGGACGAAGCGGAAGCGCGCGCCGUCGCCGGAGGUCGUCGAGUUGCCCGCCGCCGCAGACAAGUGGGCCAGCGGCGCGGAGGAGGGAGAAGAUGCGCGCGCCGCCAAGAAGGGAAAUUCAAAUAGUCAUUUGGAUAAGAAGACUGUCAAAGUAAUGACAUACAAUGUCUGGUUCCGUGAGGAUUUGGAACUGAGUAGAAGGAUGCAAGCUAUUGGAAAUCUUAUUCGGCAUCACAACCCAGACCUUAUAGGAUUCCAGGAAGUAACUCCAGAAAUAUAUCUCCUUUUUGAAAAAUCUGAUUGGUGGAAAUCAUACAAAUGCUCAUUGUCACAUAAGGAGGCCACGGAAAAAGCAUAUUACUGCAUGCAGAUGAGCAAAUUGCCUGUGGAGUCAUUUAACUGCAAACCAUUCUCUAACUCAUAUAUGGGACGAGAGUUGUGCACAGCUGAUGUCAUUGUUGGAGGUUUGAUCAAAUUGGUGUGGGCUACAAGCCACCUUGAGAGCCCAUGCCCUGGACCUCCUAACUGGGAUCAGAUGUUCAGCAAGGAAAGGGUAGCUCAGGCAAAUGAAUCUUUGAGAAUUCUGGGAGCCUUCCGCAAUGUAAUAUUCUGCGGAGACAUGAACUGGGAUGAUAAAGGAGAUGGACCAUUCCCCCUACCAGAUGGGUGGAUUGACGCUUGGGAUGAGUUGAAGCCAGGUGAAAAUGGCUGGACUUACGACACGAAAGCAAAUAUCAUGCUAUCAGGUAACCGCAAGCUGCAGAAAAGACUGGACCGGUUUGUGUGCAAGUUGUCGGAUUUCAAGGUCGACAGUAUUGAGAUGAUCGGAAAGGAGGCAAUACCAGGUAUCACGUACAUUAAGGAGAAGAAAGUCCGGCAGGAGAUCCGCAACCUGGAGCUACCUGUCUUUCCCAGCGACCACUUCGGGCUUGUUCUGACUAUCAGCAGUCAGUCUCAAAAGUUCUGAUUAUGUUCCAGAAACUACUGUGUGAUGUAUGGCCCUCUUUUUGUAAAUACUAGGUAAUAGCAUAUCCUAACUUUAUCUAAGUGUCACGAUGAUUGUGAUUGAUGCUGAUUGACAAUGGUAGGCCUAGGAUCAUCUGGGUGCCCCCUGAUUUUGUAUAGUUUUGUGAAGGAGGCCCGUUUGCUAUGUAAAUAUACCUGAUUGCUUAUUCUUUUGCCGAUGUCCAGGCUGUUCUUUUA